Messenger RNA from Solea solea (common sole), 4010 nucleotides. Its product is annotated as zinc finger protein 513. Gene Ontology annotation, molecular function: RNA polymerase II cis-regulatory region sequence-specific DNA binding; DNA-binding transcription factor activity. Gene Ontology annotation, biological process: regulation of transcription by RNA polymerase II. NCBI's taxonomy places the organism in Eukaryota, Metazoa, Chordata, Actinopteri, Pleuronectiformes, Soleidae. The record is from RefSeq and is a predicted model, not a curated record. The transcript is spliced from 6 exons. The coding region runs from base 632 to 2227 and encodes 531 amino acids.
CUGACGUCACAGGGACCCCGGACCCGGCGUCGCUCUGUCAGCAGCUGUGGCAUCGGUGUGUGUGUGUGUGUGUGUGUUUUGAGUGUUUUUGGGGACACUUUUCUUCACCCUCGUGUUGUUUCGUGUGAUUUUAUCACAGGUAAGUUCAUUGGAAAACACGUUCUUACGAGUUUGACUCGGGUUUCGAGUCAAACUCGGAUGUUUUAGCUUAGUUUUUUAUGAUCGUAAAGUUAGCCGGGCUAGCUAGGUAGCUUUCAAGAUGGCCGCCGUGCAACAAAAACAAACGCUUCAAAAUCAACGAAGACGUUCGUUGUAAAGUAAACACAGUGAUUUUAAUGUUCCGUAACAUUCACACUAAACUCACUAAACUCAGUAAACUCAGUAAACGUGUGAUAAUGUGCUUGUUUAGAGUGUGUGUGUGUGUGUGUGUGUGCGUGCAGCCCGCAGCGAUGACACCGCCGCUGCAGCUGCUGUUAUCCACAGGAGGAAGAGGAAGAGGAAGGAGGUGAUGAUGAUGAGGAAGAGGAGGAGGAGGAUUACACGCAGUUAGCUGACGGAGCGACAGAGCCGAGCCCAGACUCGGUGUGUGAGCCGACAACCGGAGCAGGAGCGGGGACACGGAGAGGCGAAGAUGCCGCGGAGGAAACAAUCCAACCCUCAGCCGGUGAAACUGGAGUCGGAGGACGGGGUGGUGGCGUGUGAACCCAGUUGCCUGGUGUUGGAAAGCGACUUCCUGCUGAGUGGAGAGCUGGAGUUUGGAGAUGCAGAGAUCAUGGGUCUGGACAGAGAAGCCGGUAUGACUGUUUUCUCUCUGAGCGUGGAGGAAGACGAAGAACCCUCCACGUUUCCAGCUUUCCUCUCGUGUAAAGGAUGUGGUCAACUGCUGGGAGACACUCCUCUGGGAGCAGGACUCGAUCUGGGUGUGGGUCUGGACCUGGGGGCGGAGCUCUACUGUCUCAGCUGUGAGGAAGGCGUCCAGCUCGCGGCCUCUCAGGUGGAAGGUUCGACUCCGUCGGACACUUCCAUCAGCAGCGCCUGCGACAGGAAGCAGGAAGACCCCCCGGCGAAGCUUCACUCGUGCUCUCUGUGCACCUUCACCUCGCGUUACUCCAACCACCUCAAACGCCACAUGAGGAUCCACAACGGCCUGAAGCCGUACCUCUGCCCCGUCUGCCCGUACGCCUCCGCCCAGCUCGUCAACCUGCAGCGCCACGCGCGCACGCACACCGGGGAGAAGCCGUACCGCUGCCCGCAGUGCAGCUACGCCUGCAGCUCCCUGGGCAACCUGCGGAGGCACCAGCGCAUGCACACGCAGGAGAGACCGCAGCGGAGGGACAAGGAGAAGAGACGAGGACGACAGAAGAAAAACCACGCUGAUGCUGAAGAAGUGGUGUCAGACCUGACUCUGAGAGUCUCUCAGGACUCUGGUUACCUGCACACGUUGGGAGGCCUGGGCUCUCCCUCCGCCCCCCUCCCCGUCCUCCUCUUCCCCCUGUGCUGCCGACUGUGUGGCCUCACGCUGGAGGAGGCCGACCUGGAGGGAGACAAGACUGAGGGGGAGGACGAGGAGGACGGGGACGCACAACAGCUGUGUCGUCGUUGCUCGUUGGACCUGCCGUCUAAAGACCCGUCUGCGCCCCCUUGUGGCGCCACCUUGCCUCGUGGAUCCCGGCGUGGUCGGCGAGGGACCAAAGUGUACCGCUGUCCCCACUGUCCCUUCCUGUCCCACUACCCCAACCACCUGGCGCGCCACGCCCACACCCACUCUGAGGAGAAGCCCCACAGCUGCCCUCACUGCCCUUACACGUCCUCCCACCUGGACAACCUCAAGAGACACCUGCGCGUGCACACGGGCGAGAAGCCGUACCAGUGUCCGUCCUGCAGCUACGCCUGCGGGAACCUGGCCAACCUGCGGCGCCACGAGCGCAUCCACUCGGGCGCCAAGCCGUUCCACUGCGGCGUGUGCGGCUACUCCUGCAACCAGAGCAUGAACCUGAAGAGGCACAUGCUGCGGCACACGGGCGAGAAGCCGUACGCCUGCGCCGAGUGCAGCUACACCACGGGACACUGGGACAACUACAAACGCCACCAGAGGAAGCACGGACACAACACGGACAACUGGGACAAACACGCGCCUGACACCGGCUUCAGCUGGAGCGGAGACGCCCAGGACGCCCAGGACGCCCAGGACACCCAGGACACGCAGCAGCAGCAGCAGCACACCUAGUGUGUGUGUGUGUGUGCGUGUGUGUGGGGAUUAAGGCACACGCGUCAGAUUAACACCUGGAUUAUCUUCAUUUCUUAAACACUUGUGAUGACAUUAGCACAUUAUUCAGUCAAUGCAGUGUCCUCAGGAGAGCAGCUGCACAAACCUGUGUGUGUUCUUGUAUGUGUUGCCUCUUUAGGACCUCCUUCUGUCAUAAACACUGACCUUGUCAGGACCAGUAGUCCUCAUGGAGACCAAAACCUGGUCCAAAACUAGUUCUGGUUAGUUAUUAACUGGUUCUGGUUAGUUGUGUGUGUGUGUGUGUGUGUGUGUGUGUGUGUGUGUGUGUGUGUGUGUGUGUGUCUCAGGUAGAAUCUCAGGUGCCUUUAAUGAACUGCACUGACUUAAUCCACAGAGGCAUUAACAUACGUAUGGAUUAGACACCAGAUUAUUCCCGAUAAUUUUUAUCGAGUGUUGCGAUAAACGUCGCCCAGAGGUGAGCUGUCGUUAUCGGGAUAAUCGCGAACGGAGAAAACGGUUCAUAUUUCACACAAGUGACAAAGAGAAUGCUGAAUCACUCACACUCCAAACACAGUCCUAGUGAUUUAUUACUGUUUUAUUUAAGUGCCACAAGGGGGAGCUGCAUCUUUUGCAGUCAUAUAUCGUUUUCUAUCUUCUGAUUAAAGCUCCGCCCCCAUAAGAAUGGAAGUAAUAUUAUUGUUUUAUAAUGUUAGUUUUUUUUAACAUAACAUUUUUUCCGACAAGGCUAGUAAUGUUUUUUUUUGUUUUUUCUACGUUAGUCGCAUUAGUUCGUCGUUAUGGACGUCGCGUAUUUGUGCACAAAAUACUUGCACCCGAUAGAUCCCACCCCUAUGAUUAAAGCUCCACCCCCGAAAACACUGGAAGUCACGUAAAGUUGUAGCACUAGCAACGUUUUUGUGACAUUUUUUCUGUAAUUUGUUUUUUUAUUUUUUUAACAUUACUCUAUUUUUUUUUUUUUUUUUUUUUAUUUACAGAAAAAUGUGAAGGCGAAGCACAGACAGUAGGCUCCGCCCACUUCUACUAAGAAUGUUUAGUUCCCGGCCAAAAUAUAAGUGCCAGUAACUGUAAAGUGCAUUUUAGAGCUAUUUUAUUUAAAAAAUGUUCUUUCAAUUAUCGCAACGAUGUUUGAUCGUUAUAUUUGCGAUGUUUUGUUUUGGUCGGGGUAAUCGUGACUGUAAAUGUUCGUAACGUGCAAAUGUUCACCGGGCUGAAAUCGUCGAUAAUCUAUGUUUAGUUCAGACAGCAGGGGGCGUCCUGUGUUUAAAAACAACUAAAGGAUUUUAUUAAAAAUAGAUAAAACUUUAAAGGUAUAGUUCAGAAUAUUUUUUGAUGUGUGGAUUUAUGUGUGACCUUUAUUCUUAAUCGGCUCAUGUCGCCCCCUGGUGGUCUGUUUUUGUCUUAGAACAAGAAUUGAAAUACUUUUAUAUCGAGAUGAGUAACAUUUGCGACAGAAUUUUGUUGCUGUUUUCAUCUCAAGAUUUAGUGAAAAUGACUUUUCAGGGAAGUUUGAGUGAAAUUUAAAUUUAUUUGACCAAAAACAAACAUUUUACUCUAUUUUUUUUUAUUACUUUUGUUUUCUUCUUCUUAAAAACAAACAAACUCAGGCUUUAAGUAAAGAAAUGUAAAUAUGAAAACUGUGAAUUUUUCCUUCUUGUUGACGUUGUUUUUGUUUAGUUUGGAUUAUUUUAACACCUGGUUUGUCGUUGGUGGAUGAAAUUCUGGCACUUUUCUGGAAAAUAAAUCUGAAAAAGAUAAACGUCAA